Messenger RNA from Wyeomyia smithii (pitcher-plant mosquito), 1116 nucleotides. Its product is annotated as kxDL motif-containing protein CG10681. Gene Ontology annotation, biological process: lysosome localization. Gene Ontology annotation, cellular component: BORC complex. The record is from RefSeq and is a predicted model, not a curated record. The transcript has 2 exons. Lineage: Eukaryota; Metazoa; Arthropoda; Insecta; Diptera; Culicidae. Bases 115 to 855 code for a protein of 246 amino acids.
UAAAGAUGCGUUCUAGUACUGCGCUGAUGGAUGGAUUACCAGUUCAGCAUUAAACUAUUUUUGCAAAGAUUGUUAGAUUUCUCACUUGCUCCGCCAAUAAUUAAUCAAUAAAAUAUGAUGAAUUCAGAAAUGAGUAGUAGUAUGCACUCGGGCAGACCCGAGAGCGAGUUCAGUAUAGAGUGUUUCCAGAACUAUACGGCUUCGGAAGUUUUCGUCCAGGGUUUGGCUGGUCUCGUGAACCAAACUGAUGUCGAAAUUGUGAUUAGAGCACAGAAACAAAUGUUGCAAAGGUUCGAGAAAACCAAUGAAAUGCUACUAAACUGUAAUGCUCUCAGUCAAAGCCGCCUCAAAAUUGCAGCUGAUGAUUUCAAAAAACAUACAAAACUGCUCAACGACAUGAAGAAAGACCUGGAUUAUAUUUUCAAGAAAAUCCGCAACAUAAAAUCUAAACUAGGCACUCAGUAUCCCAGCGCAUUCGCUGAAGCUGAUGCGAAAAACAAAACUGUUAGUUUUGAUGAAGAGGAUGAAAUAGAUACGGCUAGUCGAGCGGAAACGCUGGAUGAGUGUAGCAAUAGUCGAUCGCAAACCGCCACCCCUGUCAAAGUAAUUGUAGAUUGCAAGCAGCUACCGAAGGACACUACUGCGGUGAAGGAGAAAAAGAAAUCCUCUUUGAAUCAGGCCGUUGAGGACGGUGGAACAACCGUUGGUUACAUGAAAAUGGAACAGAGCCCGGAGAAUCGAAAGUCCGGCAAAACGACACCGAUUGAUCCCAAGCGAAGCUCGUUGUUGUCUACCAAUAGUAGCUCCACCGAUAACUCGAACGAUUCCUCAGAGUGUACAUCGGAUACUGGAUAGAGUCAUAUGCAUUCUGUGUAUUAGUAAUAUUUGUUAUUUAAAUAUAGUUUUAAUUAAAUGAUAACUUAUUGUUAGAUUUCUAAUAUGUGUCGUAAAGUUUACUAAAACUAAAAAUAUGUAAUACCCGUUGGCUGUUUUGAUAUAAUCAGAUAUGGCAAAGAUAAGAUAAUAAUAUUUGUAUUCACGAUAAAUUCUAUCGCAGGUCCCUAUUUAUUUGAAUAAAUUUGAUAGAGGGUUGUUUCAAUCGAUUCAAAUUUGAAG